Molecule: messenger RNA, 1310 nt
Organism: Suncus etruscus (white-toothed pygmy shrew)
Lineage: Eukaryota; Metazoa; Chordata; Mammalia; Eulipotyphla; Soricidae
Gene: F2RL2
Product: coagulation factor II thrombin receptor like 2
Biological process (GO): positive regulation of Rho protein signal transduction; phospholipase C-activating G protein-coupled receptor signaling pathway; blood coagulation
Cellular component (GO): membrane
Molecular function (GO): thrombin-activated receptor activity
Source: RefSeq, a predicted model, not a curated record
CAAACACGAGAACACACCAGCAGAGACACAGCAGGGUCUGCCCGUUGCUGUUAACCUAUGGAAAGGAGAAGCUGUGUUCCUGAAAUUCUGGCACUCUGAUGAGUGGGGAGUGAAUCAAGAUGCAAGCCCUCCUCUUUGCAACCUUAAGGAUACUGCUUCUGCCCUGCAUUUGUGCUCAAAGUGGCAUGGAAAAUGAUGGUGAGAACUUGGCCAUUCCAACUAUAUUCAUCAAAUCCUUCCGUGGAGUUCCCUCAAAUUCCAUGGAAAAGAUCCCUCUUUCUGACAUAGAGGGUUGGACAGAAACCACCACCUCUGUAAAACUUCAGUGUCCUAAAGAAAGUGUCUCAAAGCUCCACGUGAAUAAUGCUACACUGGAAUACCUGAGAAGCUCUUUAAGUACCAGACUGAUACCAGCCAUCUAUAUCCUGGUGUUUGCCGUGGGUGUGCCAGCCAAUGGGGUAACUUUAUGGAUGCUCUUCUUCAGGACCAGAUCUAUUCGCAUGACCAUUUUCUACACCAAUUUGGCCAUGGCAGACUUUCUCUUCUGCGUCACAUUGCCCUUCAAGAUUGCAUAUCAUCUCAAUGGGAACAACUGGGUGUUUGGCGAGAUCAUGUGUCGAAUUACCACUGUCAUCUUCUAUGGCAACAUGUACUGCUCCAUUCUGUUGCUUGCCUGCAUCAGCAUCAACCGCUAUCUUGCCAUCAUCCAUCCCUUUACUUACCGGGUACUGCCAAAGCGCACUUAUGCCUCACUUGCAUGUGGACUAGUGUGGGUAACGGUUUUCUUAUACAUGCUGCCAUUUUUCAUCCUGAAGCAGCAGUAUAAGCUGGACCAGCAGGGUAUCACUACCUGCCAUGAUGUCCACAACCCAUGUGAGUCCUCAUCUCCCUUCCAACUCUACUACUUCAUCUCCUUGGCAUUCUUUGGUUUCUUAAUUCCAUUUGUGGUCAUUAUCUACUGCUACAGUGCCAUCAUCAGAAAACUUAAUACCUAUGAUCAAAGAUGGCUGCGGUAUGUGAAGGCAAGUUUCCUCAUUCUUGUGAUUUUUACCAUUUGCUUUGCUCCAAGCAACAUUAUACUCAUUAUUCACCAUGCUAAUUACUACUACAAUACCACUGAUAACUUGUACUUCAUCUAUCUUAUAGCCUUAUGCUUGGGUAGCUUAAACAGUUGCCUAGAUCCAUUCUUCUAUUUUGUCAUGUCAAAAGUCAUAGAUCACCCUACUCUCUAUCUUACAAUGGUGAAAUCACAGGAAAACAAAGAAAGCUAUAGGAACAGACAGGUGGACUAUGGAUUUAAGGAUUGCUGA